Messenger RNA from Nicotiana tabacum (common tobacco), 1223 nucleotides. RefSeq names its product transcription factor bHLH93-like. Lineage: Eukaryota; Viridiplantae; Streptophyta; Magnoliopsida; Solanales; Solanaceae. Gene Ontology annotation, cellular component: nucleus. The record is from RefSeq and is a predicted model, not a curated record. Gene Ontology annotation, biological process: regulation of DNA-templated transcription. Gene Ontology annotation, molecular function: DNA-binding transcription factor activity; protein dimerization activity; sequence-specific DNA binding.
CUCCAUCCCCCUUUUCAAGAAAAAGGGAGCAGAGAAAAUUAGAAAUAGAGAGAGACAUGGAAUAUUAUAGUGACAAUGGCUUCUUAUUACUAGCUCUAAGAAGUGACUCACGGGAAACAUCUCUUCCCAUAGAAAUGAAUGAUUUAUAUUACAAUAAUGGCUGGAAUUAUGAAUGUUUUGGGGAAAAUGCUGUUCCAAUUCCUCUUCCUUGUACUACUACUACUACUACCUCUUCUUUUGAGGAUUACUCAUUUGACCAAAACCUGAAUAAUUCAUUAAUCAGUGAAUUUUACAGCACACAGCUAGAGCUCACUAAUUCUUCCAACAACUGGUUUGGCACUCCUUUCACUUCCCAAUUACAAGAUUUGGAGGUGGAAAAUUUUGCUUGUAAAUUGGAGAGAACAGAAUCAGCAGUAACAGCCCCUACUUUCAACAUUGGCAGCUUGUGCCCUGAGAAAAAGGUCAAUACAAAGAAGCUAAAUGGGCAGCCUUCUAAGAAUUUAAUGGCUGAGAGAAGGAGAAGGAAACGGCUCAAUGAUCGUCUUUCCAUGCUUAGAUCAGUUGUUCCCAAGAUUAGCAAGAUGGACAGAACGUCAAUCGUUGGAGACACCAUCGACUACACGAAGGAGCUUCUUGAGAAAAUCAACAAUUUGCAAGAAGAAAUGGAACUAGGGCCAAAUCAACUAAGCUUGAUGAGCAUUUUCAAGAAUGAAAAACCCAUCGAAAUAUUUGUCCGAAAUUCACCUAAGUUUGAUGUGGAAAGGAGGAAUAUUGAUACAAGGGUGGAGAUUACUUGUGCAGGAAAGUCUGAUCUUUUGCUAUCAACAUUGACCACACUAGACGCCUUAGGUUUAGAGGCUCAACAUUGUGUUAUCAGCUGUUUCAAUGAUUUUGCAAUGCAAGCUUCUUGCUUUGAGGAAAUGGAGCAGAGAGGAUUUACAAAUGCAGAAGACAUAAAGCAGGCACUAUUCAGAAAUGCUGGAUAUGUAGGAAAAUGUCUCUAGUUUUGACCAAAUUUAAAGGGAAAUAAAAAAUGGGGAAAGGUGUGGAUUGAAUUAUGUUAAAGGGUAAUUUUUUUUUAAAAAUAAUUCUGGUUACUUCAAUACAGCAUAGAUUCUUGAAUCUGCAUAUUGUUUUUUGUUCAAGUUUGGAGCUCUCUAGUUAGAAGUUGCAGCAGUGACCCUUUUGUUCUUUUGUCAUCCAAAAUAAGUGGCUUCUACUAA